Molecule: messenger RNA, 870 nt
Organism: Miscanthus lutarioriparius
Lineage: Eukaryota; Viridiplantae; Streptophyta; Magnoliopsida; Poales; Poaceae
Source: the annotation of a GenBank genome assembly
AUGGUGCUGCUAGUCCAUCAUAUCUCAAAAGAUGGCUUCUACAGCAUAGAUGGUAAAUCGUUCAUUCUCUCUAUUGUGAUUGAUGGACCCCAAGCUCCAGUGAUCUGGUCUGCCAACCCUGACGAUGCUGUAAACAGUGGCGCCAUCUUAAACUUCACCAGAGAAGGGAGCUUGCUCCUUCAGAAUGACGAUGGUACCACGGUGUGGUCCACCGCCACAAACAGCAAGUCAGUUGCAGAGGAUUCAUCAAAUCAUUUUUCAGCAUUUCUCAAGAUAGAAGGCAAUCGGUCAGAUAAAAGGAGGAUCAGUAUUGUUGUGGGCUCAAUUGCAGGAUUUUGUCAAAUAUCUAUCUUAGUUUGUGCAGUGCUUGGCGCUGGUGGCUUUGGGUCUGUAUUCAAAGGUAAGAUAGGAAAGGAAACUAUCGCUGUCAAACGCUUGGAGGGUGUCGAGCAAGGAAUGGAAGAGUUCUUAGCAGAGGUCGAAACAAUUGGUCGAAUCCAUCACUUCAAUCUCGUAAGGUUGGUGGGCUUCUGUGCUGAAAAAUCACAUAGGCUUCUUGUGUAUGAGUACUUAUCCAAUGGCUCUCUGGACAAAUGGAUCUUUCAACAAAGUCCAGUCUUCACUCUUUCUUGGAAAACUAGACGCCAUAUCAUUUUGGCUAUUGCUAGGGGUUUGUCUUAUCUCCAUGAGGAAUGUGAGGAGAAGAUUGCCCAUUUGGACAUCAAGCCACAGAACAUUCUUUUGGAUGACAGAUUCAAUGCAAAGGUCUCAGACUUUGGACUUUCGAAAAUGAUAAACAGGGACCAGAGCAAAGUCAUGACUCGAAUGCGAGGAACACGUGGAUACCUAGCACCCGAGUGGCUGGGCUAA